Messenger RNA from Leptonychotes weddellii (Weddell seal), 1474 nucleotides. It is a transcript of the gene PEBP1, whose product is annotated as phosphatidylethanolamine binding protein 1. NCBI's taxonomy places the organism in Eukaryota, Metazoa, Chordata, Mammalia, Carnivora, Phocidae. Gene Ontology annotation, biological process: negative regulation of MAPK cascade. The record is from RefSeq and is a predicted model, not a curated record.
GUGCGCUUCCCCGGUCGCUGGUCCCGCGCCUCCUCCGGCCAGUUUGCGGACUGCUGGGAGUCGGAGCUGCGGGACUCAUCUCAGGCUGCAGAGAUUCUUCCCCCCUUGUCUGCGCAGCUCGGCUCCGCAAUGCCGGUGGACCUCGGCAAGUGGUCCGGGCCUUUGAGCCUGCAGGAAGUGGACGAGCGGCCGCAGCAUGCGCUGCAGGUCAAAUACGCCGGGACAGAGGUCGACGAGCUGGGCAAAGUGCUGACACCCACCCAGGUUAAGAACCGGCCCACCAGUAUUGGGUGGGAUGGCCUUGAUCCAGGUAAACUCUACACCUUGGUCCUGACAGAUCCGGAUGCUCCCAGCAGGAAGGACCCCAAGUACAGGGAGUGGCACCAUUUUCUGGUGGUCAACAUGAAGGGCAACAACAUCAGCAGUGGCACAGUCCUCUCCGAUUAUGUUGGCUCUGGGCCUCCCAAGGGCACAGGCCUUCACCGCUAUGUCUGGCUGGUUUACGAGCAGAAUGGGCCACUGAAGUGUGACGAGCCCAUCCUCAGCAACCGAUCUGGAGACCACCGCGGCAAAUUCAAAGUGGCAUCUUUCCGCAAAAAGUACGAGCUUGGGCCCCCGGUGGCCGGCACGUGUUACCAGGCAGAAUGGGAUGACUAUGUUCCCAAACUCUAUGAGCAGCUGUCUGGGAAGUAGGGGAAUGCUAGGAGACAGAAACUGUCCCGGAAGUCUCUCCCAGUGUUCUCAAGUUCAGUGAUGCAUGUAGAUUUCUCCGCUUCCCCAUUCCCAUUCUCACAGGUGAGGCCUGAGCAAUCAGAUAGUGGUUUAGAGUGACUUUUCCUUCUGCCUAUCCUUUAUAAUUCUAGAGGGUCACACCCCCGUUUAUGUUUUGAUCAAAUUUGAACUCCAUUUCGGGGGAUGUUCUGGUACUGUGUUGGGGUCAUCAAAUUGUUAAUAUAAGAAUAGCAACCCAGAAUUUAAAGAAAUAAAAAUUCAGGUAAAAAGACCAGGUCUAUAGUAAUAGAGCAGAGCGUCAAAGAAUCUUUAAGGGAGAUUUAAAAAAAAAAAAAAAAGAUUGCCUCUGCCUUUGUGAGCCUGAGUCCGGAAUUGUGCAUGAGGGCACUUCUGGGUCAUGUUUUCAUGACCCUGUCUCUCACCAAGAGAGCCAGAGGUUGGCGUGUCCGUUAACUCCCAACAUGGUACAUUUCGGACUGUUUACUAGGGAUCAGUGUCCUGCUCUGGCUCCUUUGAAGAGCAGUACUGGAAAAAGCAAUAGGGAGAGUGGCUUUGCAGUUAAGACACGGCCAUCUAGAUGAGCUGCAGGGCUGGGUGAGGGGUAGUCAGAAAUCCCUAAGUCUGUGCCAGUUGAACUGGUCACUCUUCGUCUGUAGAAAAGCCGAUCUGGAGUUGCGGAAUGUUGUGUUAAUUCUGCUGUUUGCUUAUAGUUGAAUUAAAAUAAAAACAUUGUGUGGCUGAA